AUGCGUCGGGCAAAGUACCACACAGCGUACGAGUUCGGCUGGGAACGAGGCAGAUAUACCAACAAGUCAGCGGGGUGCACCGUCCUGCUCCGCUCUCGCGUCUUCAGACGGUGCCACGUGGUCGACAUCCGUCAUCCACCUGGAGAGCUGGCUGGCCGUGGUGGGUUGGUGAGAGUACGGUCUGGAGUUUUCGACAUCGCCAUCAUUGCAGCUUACUUUCCACCACAGAGCAACAUGACGGCCGACCAUUGGAGGCAAUGCUGCCGCAAGUUAGCUGGUUGGAUGCACAAGUCGGUGCAGGAGGCCAAGCAGAGGUCGCUCGUCAUCGUCGGCGCGGACUGCAACUGCGGGUUCGGCCUCCGUCGCACAGGGCACGGUAUAGCGACGACGACGGUGGGCCACCAGCACAUCGGCCAGUACGGCAACCACUUCGAGAAUGAGGUCCCCCUGGAGCUGUGGAGGCUCCUGGAGAUGGAGAACAUGGCGGCGGUGGACACCUUCCACCCAGUCGGCCCCACGUACUUCGGCACCCAGUCGCAGAGCUCGCCUGACCACAUCUUUGUCCCGUCGGAGGCGGUCUCGUCCACUGUACGGUGCUGCGCGUUGCGCAAUGCCAUGCGUGACCUCCAGGCGAUUCCAGAUUGUCGUCCGCGUGAUCAUGCACCUCUCCUGUGGCAAGUGCGGUACACCUUGCAGGCGCCACCUGGACCCAAAGGAGGACCUGUGUGGGACAAGGACCUCGUCGUUCGCCUCCUCCGACACGAUGGCUUUGGAGCUGAGGUUCUGGGGGAGCUCGAGCGUCGGUCAGCCUCGCACCCGAGGGAGUGGGAGCGUGACACGACUCGCGCUGAUCCCAGUCACUCGUGGGAGAAGCUGGUGGAGGACGUGCGUGCUGCAGCGCUUCCCGAGCUUGCGAGGACGGCGAAGCACGGCCCGCUGGCCCCGCACCUCGCGGCGCGGGCCGAGGCCCUCCAGCGGCGCAGGCUGGCCAGAAGGGGCUGCUUCACCGAGGAGCAGCGUCACCAGCUUCGGACCAUCGAGAAGGACAUCAAGCUGCUCAAGAAGCGGCUAGACCUCGAGCACGUGGAGGAACUGCUGACUGAGGCGGAGACCCACCGAUACGCGGCCGACUACCACGGAGUAUGGAAGCUCAUCUAUGCCAUCGGGGCUCGCUGCCGUGGACCCCGACAGCGGUCUUUCAACGUCCCUGACCAGUACCGACCUUCACUGGAAGAGUGGGCGUCCACAAUGUGCUCGAACGCUCGGGAGGGUGGCUUCAGCGCAACAGUGAUUGACGACCCGAUGCAGCCCACUCGGGAGGCCAUGGAGGGGAACACCAAGAAGGGGACAAAAGCCAUGAGAUUGAUCCAUUGCUACUGCCCGUUCGCGAAGGCCUGGUAUCGUGGACUCUAUCUUAGGCAUGAGGAGGCGGUGAUGGAGAUCAGGGCGGGGGAGCAGGUCGGGUACUUCCAACCGAAGCAUGGGACAGGGAUGGGGGACGGCAAUGCCUGCGAGCUCUUUGUGCGCAGUUUCUUGAGGCCCGUCGAGGCCUGGCGAGAUGAGCUGGGCGCCGACGAGGCCACUGUCUUCUGCAGUAAGUUGAACGCCCAGGUUCCGCUCCACAGAGCCUCGUGUGUCAUGACGUGCAGUCUGACUAAUGAGAUGCAUGGCGUGUCGGUUCGAGACUACGCCGACGACAUUCACCAAACGAUCCCACUCGCCACUUCGAAUCCGCUCGAGGCCAGGUCCAGGGUCCCGAAGUCCAAUGCCAUCCUCGAUCGGGAGCUGUCCAUCGGAGGAGGGUUCGCCCAGAACCCUGAUAAGGAGAACUGCAUGCCUGUCAUGGUGGGCCCUGGUGCCCACACCGCGUCCCGUGCCCUCCUGUCUCAGACGGUUCCGCUUCCUGGGGUCACGUCGUCGGAGGGCCUGUACUUGGGAGGGAUGGAACAGCUGACGGCGGGGUGUGGAGCUGAGAUGAAGAGGAGGGUGGAGGCUACGAGGGCGGCGUGGGGGAGGCUCGGCAGGUUCUGGGACAUCACUCGGUCGAUUCGCCUCAAACGACUGGCCUUCAAGGGAACGAUCCUGGCGGCGGCCUACUCGGGCCUCGAAUCGUACCUCCCCUCCAAGCUCGACCUCAGGAAACUCGAUUCCGUCGUGCUGGGCUUCGCUCGGGUUGUGCUCCGUGAUCGUCGUCCUGAAUUUGAGCAAGGCGCCCCUCCUGGUUCCUGCCCGAAGUAUCGAUCUCUCUCAGAGGCCCAGGUGUUGAGGCAACUCAGGAUUACAGACUCAAGAGCAGAGCUUCUUGUGCGCCGUCUCAGACAGUGGCAACGCUUCGCUCGUUACCCCGAAGACAGUGCGCAGCCGCUCACCGUGCUUUUUGGCAGCCUCGACGGCCUCGGAGAGGAGCCGACCUUCAGAGAGGACGGCCGAGUCGCUAGCACCGCCAACCCGUGGGCCCUCCAAUUGGAGCGAGAUGUACAGGCGCUACGGUACCUUCGCGGUGGUAAAGAGUUCGCGGAAAACUAUACUGUUCGCGAUAUCUUUACGAGGUUCCAGAGCUCCGUGGACCCCCUCGUGGAGCCCAAGGUCCCAGUGCUGGCGCCCCAGAGGAUCCUGAUGAGUUUGUUUGCGAACUACCUGGAGAUGGGGAGGAUGGGAGGUCCCGCAGCGGAGACCGAGGCAGAGGCGCACGGCGGGGACCUCGGGGGAGUGGCCAACGCGCUGAGCCAGCUCUUCCAGAACGCCGACCAGACGUACGGGCUGCAGCGCGGCGACGUAAUGGGCCUGGGCGACGAGGCGUUCCCAGUCGAGCUCAUCCAGGCCAUCUUCCCUGUGAUGGUGCGCGCGAUGCUGAAGAACAUACAGGGCCUCUCGGCCCUAGAAGCAGCCAUCUACCACAUCAUCCACUUGGAUCGAGACCACGACGUGUGCAAGGCCAUGAGGAUCACAGCCAAGUUCUAUGUCGACGAGGCCAAUCGCAGUCGCCGCGAGCACGCUCAAGAGAUCCGGGACCAACAGCCAGUGGAGGACUUGGAGAAACUGGGCGUGCCACACCCCCACCUGUGGCUGGCGCUAGUGGGCGGAGUGGUGCAACAGGGGGAACGCGUCGGAGCCGCCAAUCAUCUCGCCCUGAAGCAGUACCUCGACACCAUCAAAGCAGAUGGAACCAUCACGAACGACAGCCUGUGCAUGCAGAUCCGACACUGCAAGAUAUCGUACACUCACGAUCGCAAGCUGAUGAAGAUUCAUCUCGAGGCGCAGGGAUCAGGCGUGCAGACACAGUUGCUCGACUCCUUGAAGCAGCUCGGGGGAAAGCUCAUGAAGGGAACGCCACCUCGCUCGCAUCACGAGCGCCUGAUGCAGCUCUUCCUGGACAGCGCAGAGACGAUCUAG
Molecule: messenger RNA, 3393 nt
Organism: Prorocentrum cordatum
Lineage: Eukaryota; Dinophyceae; Prorocentrales; Prorocentraceae
Source: the annotation of a GenBank genome assembly